This is a messenger RNA of Penicillium lagena, 2172 nucleotides long. RefSeq names its product putative exonuclease. The transcript is spliced from 3 exons. Gene Ontology annotation, cellular component: nucleus. Gene Ontology annotation, molecular function: metal ion binding; protein binding; 5'-flap endonuclease activity. Gene Ontology annotation, biological process: DNA recombination; mismatch repair; DNA double-strand break processing. Lineage: Eukaryota; Fungi; Ascomycota; Eurotiomycetes; Eurotiales; Aspergillaceae. The coding region runs from base 1 to 2172 and encodes 723 amino acids. The record is from RefSeq and is a predicted model, not a curated record.
AUGGGUAUCAAAGGACUUCACGGUCUUCUGAAAUCCAUUCAAAGACCAUGCCAUCUAAAGAAGUUCAGUGGCCAGACCCUUGGGGUCGAUGCAUAUGGAUGGCUACAUCGUGGAACCGUCGCGUGUGCCGUGGACCUGGUCUUGGACAGACCAACGAGGAAACAUAUUGACUUCGUGCUCAAUCGCGUCCGCAUGCUUCUCUACUUCGGAGUUACGCCAUAUCUUGUGUUCGAUGGAGACAACCUGCCCAGCAAAUCGGGCACUGAAGAAGAUCGUCAUCGGCGGCGGCAAGAGAGCAAGGCUCUGGGCCUCGAGCUGCAGCGCAAGGGCAGGAUGCCGGAAGCCUACCAAGAAUUCCAAAAGGCCGUCGAUGUGACGCCGUACAUGGCCCGUCAAUUGAUCGAAGAGCUGAAGAAGAUGGACGUCCAGUACGUGGUUGCGCCGUACGAGGCAGAUGCCCAGCUGGUAUAUCUUGAACAGCAGGGGACCAUCCAUGGAAUCAUUUCCGAGGAUUCGGACUUGCUCGUGUUUGGGGCGAAGAGACUGCUGUCUAAACUGGACCAGCAUGGUGACUGUAUUGAGAUCAACCGAGCCGAAUUCACUGCGUGCCGGGAGGUCAGCUUGGUUGGAUGGACCGAUGCCAAUUUCCGUCAUAUGUGCAUCCUCAGCGGGUGUGACUAUUUGGCGAAUAUUCCCAAGAUGGGACUGAAGACCGCCUACCGCAUCAUUCGCAAACAUAAGACUGUUGAGCGAGCGCUCCGCAUGCUUCAGUUCGAGGGCAAUUAUCAAGUUCCUCGCGACUAUCUCGCCAACUUCAAGCAGGCGGAAUUGACCUUCCUCUACCAACGAGUCUUCUGCCCCAAAGCGAGAAAACUGGUGACUUUGUCUCCUCCAGAUGAUGAUGUCAAUUUGGACGAGCUCCCAUUCAUUGGAGGCGAUGUGGCUCCAGAGAUCGCCGCCGGGGUCGCUUGUGGUGACCUGGACCCGACCACCAAGUGGUUGAUUGACGUGAAGCCGGUAGUUGCAGGUAAAUUGCCCUUGGGCGUUCAACGCCGCCAGACCUUGGGGUCGGAGCUGAAGCCAAACAAGCCGAUCAAUUCCUUCUUCACCCCGAAGCGAACGCCUCUAGCCGAGCUGGAUCCGAACAGCUUGACUCCGUCGCCGAGCCAGCAGCGACUCCUGGAGCGCAAUGCGAACAGCUCCUGGCAGGCCAACUCAGCGCCCUUACGCUCCAGUAGCGUGAGUCGGUCUGGUCCGCUUCGGGCGUUCUCAAACAACCAAGGUCUCAGCCCCAUGGUGCGGAGCGCUGAGAGACCUUCGUUUCUGGCCCAGGCCGCACGAGCUUCUACCCUACAAUCGACUAAGCGGCAGCGACUCUGUUCUGAUGCCGAUGACGAUUCGCUACCUGCGCGUCCCAAUUUACGCAGUCGUUUCUUCGAACAGAGCCCGGGCCAAUCCAGUCCCAGCGGACAAAAAGUGUCACGAACCAAGAAACAGCGCCAGUCGACGAUGGAUGUCUUUUCUGAUGAGGUGGCUGAGGACAUCUUUGCUGGCAUUCCCGACCCUACUGAAGAAAACGAGCCCGUGGAUGCUCGAGAUGGGAACAAGUUCGAGGUCUCUGAGACGAACGAUCAAACAGCAGAACCUCCUGCGACUGAGCCCGUCGAUGGGGAUGCACCAGUGGCCGAUCAGGCGAAGGAUGCGGAGACGGUGUCGAGUGACGUGGACCCGAAUUCCAACUUCAACCGCGCUCUCACGCACCAUGUGGCGCGACAAAAUGCGACCAUCCUGUCCAAGUACACCUUCCAGUCGGAGCCACAGCCAUCCUUACCUGUUUCUCGACCCGCUCCAACCAAGAUCCCUGUGCCACAGUCGUCUCGCAGGGGACCUGUCCCGGUCACGCGCCGCCCAACGACUCAGCGGCAACGGCUGACGCCCUUGCAACGGAUGGGACAGGCGGCAUUGACUCGGUCGAACACCAUCAAUCUACCUACCAAGCUCCGUGACGUUGGUUCCGCAGAGCCUCCCAAAACAUCCUCUUUCACUGCUGGCUAUGGUACUCAAGGCAGUGAAGACCUCAUUGUCCCGGACAGUGAGGACGACGAAACGGAGGAAGCAACACGAACCCCGGCUCCUUUGGAUCUCCAACGGUUCUCAUUUGUGGCGCAGUAA